This is a messenger RNA of Owenia fusiformis, 2678 nucleotides long. NCBI's taxonomy places the organism in Eukaryota, Metazoa, Annelida, Polychaeta, Sabellida, Oweniidae. The record is from the annotation of a GenBank genome assembly.
GGUAUAAUGGAUGUCUAUAAAGGCAUUUAUGACAUCUACCAAUAAAUCUAGAAAUGUAUGUCUCUAACCAGUAAAUGAGUCAGCACAUUAUAGCCAGAAACAGGCAUGUUACAUUAGAGUAGACCAUACAAGUAUGAAGAGAACAAUAAGUGAUUUUGCAAGUAACACCACUGCACAUGGUUGGGGGAAUGUCACCCAAAGAACAACAAAACUUGGUAGAACAAUCUGGAUUGGCCUCUGCCUGGGUUGUACAGGUGUGGCAAUAUGGCAGGUGAUCACGAUCAUCCUGCGAUAUGGGACAUUCGAUACAAGGGACAGAAUUGUUGUAAAGAACGGAGACAUUGUAUUCCCAUCAGUUACUGUGUGUCCUUUAGUUGGAAUGCCAGCAUCAGGGUAUGAUCAGCUUUUUCAAGAUAUGAGAGAGGGAAAACAAGAAACUAUUCCAUUGAUGAGACUAACUGAGCUUUUACAAAAUCUCACAGCUUAUGUAGACAAUAAUAUCUCACAAAGUGCUCAGUCAGAGAAACUGGAAUUUUACGAAGAGUUUCACACUCAGUUGUACUCUUUUCAAGGAUUUUUUGACAAUAGUAAAAAGUCAAUUCAAGACUACAGCCAUAAACAAGAUAAUUUUAUCCCAGUAUGUGUGUAUCAAGGAAAGUCAUGUUUGAAGUCAGACUUUACCACUUUAGAUCACCAUGAACAUUAUACAUGCUUUACAUUCAAUGGAGGCAACACAACCAUUGCUAAACCUAGCACAAAGAUCUCAGGCCCUAAAGGGGGACUAUCUUUAACUUUAUACCUUGAUGCCGUUGAAGGUUCUCUGAUAUACAAUCCAAACUAUGCAACCAGUGGUAGUCAAGGAGUAAGAGUUGUGAUCCAUGAAAAGGGGACCCUGCCUGACCCAGAAAAUGAUGGAUUUGAUAUUGAGCCAGGACACUCGGUCAAUGCAGCAUUGUCUGUCAAUGAAAGACAACUGAUGAAAGCACCUUGGGGAGAAUGCGCUGAUCACGACUCUGAGGCCUAUGGAAGUUUCAAAUACACCAAAAAACAUUGUCUCCUGAAAUGCCUGCAGAAAACCAUCUAUGAAACAUGUGGUUGUGUCCAAUCCUCUUUACCAGUCGAUGAUGAUAUGGCUCACACAAGAUAUUGUCUAAAACUUCACUUAAACGAAUGGGUAAAACUUCAAUCCAAUGAGUACAAUCUAACUAUAAUUCAGAAUGACUUGGAACAACUUCGAUGCCAAAAUAAUUUUUCAUUGUCAGAUUUUGUGGGCCAAGAUGGUUGCCAAUGCCGGGAAAAGUGCUUGUAUCAAUCAUAUGAAAUGACACUCUCUCAAUCAGUGUGGCCAUUAGAAGGGGUAGAGAUAGACUUGUACUGUAGAUCACUCAUGAACAUGGACAACUACAUUAACUCUAGCAUUUAUAAUAGCUUUCAUGAUGUUUUCCCUGAAUACUGUGGUCAUGCAAAAUCAGAAGAAGAAAACAAGAUACUUAGAGACACAUAUGGAAUUAAACUGAGAAAAAAUGUUGUUCGUUUAAAUGUGUAUUUUAAAGACCUAGACACAAAGAUAACCCAGCAGGCUGAAGACUUCACAAUUAACUCUAUGAUUUCAGAAAUUGGAGGAAGUUUUGGAUUCUUUAUUGGCAUGUCUGUUAUAACAAUUGCUGAAGUGAUCAUUUUGUGCUUGAACCUUGCUCAGGUGAUUAGAAAGCAAAUGGUAAUAUCACCCACACAUCAAGAAAAGGAAAUGGCACGUAAAAAUGCCUGGGUGGAGACAUGGCCUAAACAAUGAUGAAAUGUUACAUCUAGACAAUAUGAGUGAAUAUAUCCACAGUUCAUAGGUUCUACAGAUGGAUAAACUGUUUAACAUGAGUUUUCAGAAUAAAUGUUGUCUACUUUAUGCACACUAUAGUAAACUUUUAAGUUGAAAAGGCCUUUUAAUCUAACUGUCUUUUGGAUUGAUUGAAUGACAUUCUAACUGGUAUUGUCAUUUCGUAACAAUGCAGUGUGGACUGUAUAUUAAAACUGAAAAAAAUAAAUCAAUAGGGGUAAAACAAUAUGCUUUAUGUAGUUAGUCUUGGACUAUUCAAAGUUAAUCGCAUGACUUUCAUGUUUUGGCUACAUGACCAUACAAAAAAAUGUCUGAAAAUAUUGAUUAUUACCCUACAAUAUAAAACCCAUAAAUUAGGGAUAAUAUAAAAUAUGAACUACUGAUUCUUACAUACCCAGAAAUGAGCCAAACAGUUGACAUUCCAAAUUCGUUUUAUUUGCUCAUCUGUCAACCUCAUUAAGUUGAGUCCAUAGAGAAUUCCAGCAUUGUUUAGUAACAUUGUCACAUCACCAACUUCUUGUUUCACUUUUGCCGCAGUUUGGUUGACCUCAUCUACGUUACUGACAUCACAUUUGUAAGCUCUAGCAAAUCCACCAUUUUGAUUGAUUUCCGCUGCAGUUUCUUUGACGCCUUCCUGUUAAUAGAAAACAUUCAAUUACCAUGCUGAUACUUUUCAAAUAAUUUACAGUAAAACUUGUGUAAGUGGAACAUCUAUUGUACGUCAAGUAGUGUUCCACUCGACAAAUGUUUCACAAACAGAGUUUUGCUUCACAUGUAAUUGGGUAAGAGGAUUUUAUAUGUUCCACUUCUGGGGGUGUUCCACUGACGGAGGGGUUCCACCUUACAG